This is a messenger RNA of Papaver somniferum (opium poppy), 921 nucleotides long. RefSeq lists its product as uncharacterized. NCBI's taxonomy places the organism in Eukaryota, Viridiplantae, Streptophyta, Magnoliopsida, Ranunculales, Papaveraceae. Bases 1 to 921 code for a protein of 306 amino acids. The record is from RefSeq and is a predicted model, not a curated record. The transcript has a single exon.
AUGGCCGGUGAAACGAAAAAGUUACAUCCAGCCUUUGCUGUCACCAACAUCAAAACUCUUAUACCCAUUCUCCUGGACAUCAAACAGGAUAAAUAUUCUUCAUGGGUUUUCCUUUUCGAACUCCAUCUCCAAGCUCAUAAUCUAGUUUUUCUCAUUGACGGCUCAGCAACUCCAACAGAUCUUGAUGCCGCUACCAUAAAAAAGCUAGAUGCACUCUGUCGCCAGUGGAUGUUCUCUUCCAUGGCCAAAGAUUUGAUGCUCACCGUUCUCAAAUCAGGCAAAACUGCUAAAGAAAUCUGGGAUCACCUCAAGAAGCUCUUUCAAGACAACAAAGGCAGCCGCGCAGCAACCCUUGAAAGUAAGUUUGUUAACCUUAAAUUUACUGACUGUAAUGGUGUUGAUGAUUACUGUGAUAAACUUAAAUCGUUCUCCGACCGAUUAAGUGAUCUCGACUUCCCGAUGAAUGACAAGUGUUUGGUUAUUCAACUUGUCAAUGGCCUUACGGAGGAAUACAACACUGUUGCAUCUUUCAUUCAACAGUCCAUGCCUAGUUUUGAUUCUUCCAGAUCUCAACUGAGAACGGAAGAGAUAAGGCGUUCUCAACAAACCCUAAAUCCUACACCGACGGCACUGGCUGCUGCUGCCUCCCCCGUGCAGCGCCAAAAUCAGCGAAAACAUCGUCCCAGCAACAGCAAACGUGGUCCACGACCACCCUCCAGCGGUAAUGUUAACUGGACCCAAAGCCCAGCGGCCCAACCACCUCUCCUGCCAACUCCCAGCAUGCAUCACACGGCCCAUCAGACUCCAGGCUACUCCCGUCAGCCCAACUACCAUCCUCACUGGUCUCCCUACUGGCCUGUGCCUCCCUGCCCGUACCCUACAACCCCUGCUUGGCAACCACGCCCUCCACAACAACACUAA